This is a messenger RNA of Ramularia collo-cygni, 828 nucleotides long. RefSeq lists its product as uncharacterized. The transcript has a single exon. The record is from RefSeq and is a predicted model, not a curated record. Bases 1 to 828 code for a protein of 275 amino acids. NCBI's taxonomy places the organism in Eukaryota, Fungi, Ascomycota, Dothideomycetes, Mycosphaerellales, Mycosphaerellaceae.
AUGAUGAAAUUCUCCAUUGCCCUCUCGAUGCUUGAAAGGGUGCGAGGGAUUCGAGAUGAGGAGACGAAGAUUCCCUCUUCUUCUUCUUCUUUUUCUUCUUCUUCUUCUUCUUCUUCUUCUUCCGAGCAUAGCAAUUUUUCAAUCUGGCGGAAAAUCAUCCUCCGCGUGACAAAACGAACAUCAAACCAGGUUGAAAAGGAGGAGGAAAAAGAAGAGGAAGAAGAGGAGGAAGAAGAGGAGGAAGAAAAAGAAGAAGAAGAAAGUUGGUGGUUCAUACCCCCCGCCCCGAAAUCUCUCAUCAGGCAGGAAGAGGAGGAGUUGAUGGGGAUGUUAUUGAAGGAAUUGGGGAUUCAGGGAAUGAGGGAGGAGAUUUGUAGUUUGGGGGAUUUUGGGUUGGGGGUUUAUGCUGCUCAUAAAGGUGAGGGGAAUAAGCAUUGGGAUGGGGAUGGGACGGAUGAGGGGGAUAAGGGGGAGAGGGUGAAGGAUGAGAGGGGGAAGGAUUCAGGGGAAAGUGGGUAUGUGGAGAAGAUGGGGGAGAGGAGGUUGGAGGCUAUGAGAUUUGGAUUUUGGGGAGUUCGGAGGGUUCUGGCAGGGGAGGAUGGAGAUGAUUUUGAGGAGGAGGAGGAGGAGGUGGAGAAGAUUGAAGGGGAGGGGAUGGAAGGGGAGGAAGAGGGGAUGGACGAUUCGGUGGGAGAUGAGGAUAUGUGGAGUGAUGUUGGAGAGGAGGGCGAUGAUUCUUCUUCUCCCUCUCCUUCCAAGUCGACCUUUUCUACGGCGUCGACUUUUGGUGCAUCGGGAUUGUCGACGCCGCCGCCGCCAGAUUACUGA